AUGCAAAAGGAACUCGAAGGUCAUCAAGGUUGUGUUAAUUCAUUAUGCUGGUCUCAACGCGGUGACAAGCUUUUAUCUGGCUCAGAUGAUCAAACACUUAGAAUUUGGCAUCCUUUUAGUGGUGACUAUCGCAACAAGACUAUUAUUAGAACAGGUCAUCGAGACAAUGUCUUUGCUGCCAAAUUCAUGCCAAGUACUGCGGACCAAAUCAUUGUUUCUGCCGCUGGUGAUUCUGAAAUCCGUAUCUUUGACUUGGAUGCAUCUACCUCUAAUGAACAAUUACGUCACAUUUAUACCUGUCAUAGUGAUCCCGUCAAACGAAUAGGUACUGAACCAAACAAUCCACAUGAAUUCUUAACUUGCUCCGAAGAUGGUACUGUUCGUCAUUUUGAUCUUCGUCAACCUCAUAUUUGUACUCCACAUUAUGGUUGCCCAAGACCAUUACUCGAUUAUAGCCAAUAUGGUCUUGACAUCAACAGUAUGACAAUCAACAGGUUCAAGCCUCAAUAUUUUGUGAUUGCUGGAAUGGACAAUUAUAUAUAUCUUCAUGAUCGACGUAUGAUUCAUUCUUCUACGGCUAGUCAAGGUGCUGGGAAAAAUAGGGAUCGCUCUCCAGGAUCUCAAUGUCUUUUACGGUUCACACCAUCUGGCGAUCAUAUACGACGAAAACAAGGCAAUCAAUAUGUAACGGCGUGUAAAUUUAGUGAUGCGAAUGGAUAUGAACUAUUGGGAAGCUGGGCUGCUAGAGGUAUCUAUCUGUUCAAUAUUUUAGACUCUCCAACAGAAGCUCGACUUGGUGAUUCCGGUGCUACAUUUCAACCACAACCAAAAGUCCGUUCAUCUCUCUCGCUAUACACAGCAUCAUCAUCAUCACCAUCAUUACAAUCUCAAUUGGAUUUCAAUCAAAGCAACAGUAGUGAUGACUACGACUACAGCUACAACUUGGACGAUGACGAUGAUGACGACAAUAACUAUAUUAUUAGUGAUGACUACGAGGAUGACGAUUGGCACAGCACUACAGGUUUCUUUGACACCGUCUAUGACGACACUGACAUAGGUGAGAACCAAUUGGAUGAACUAGAAUGUCAUCAACGAGCCAUUCGUACUGAUUUCCAAAGUGAUGUGGGUGUUAUUAGUCAUAGAAUGAAAUAUGAUGGUCAUGGCAACAUUCGGACUAUCAAGGAUGUGAAUUUUUAUGGAGCACAAGAUGAAUAUGUGAUGUCUGGUAGUGAUGAUGGUAAUGUAUUUUUGUGGGACAAGAAAACUGGCAAGAUAGUACAAAUUCUCAAAGCAGAUCAAGAUACGGUGAAUGUAGUGCAUGGUCAUCCUUCCUUACCUUACUUGGCGGCAUCAGGCAUUGACAAUACCAUCAAAUUGUUUAGCCCUACCGGACCAUCAACAAGUUCGCAAAUGCAUCUGGUUGACGAUAUUGUAGGAAGCAACCGACGAUAUCAUGUCGAACGCCAGCGUGAAUCCUUCCUUACACGUAGCCUGUUGGAAAGCAUGUCAAGAAUGUUUCGACAAAGACAUUUGUUAUUGGAUCAUAGUGACGAUGAUGACGAUGAUGAUGAUGAUUCUUUCGAAUAUAUCUUUGUGCCUGAUAUGGAUGUGCUCGCAAAUAUAGAUCGAUAUGGUGAUGAUGACAGUGAUGGUUUAUAG
Messenger RNA from Halteromyces radiatus, 1659 nucleotides. Its product is annotated as WD40-repeat-containing domain protein. Bases 1 to 1659 code for a protein of 552 amino acids. Gene Ontology annotation, biological process: negative regulation of fatty acid biosynthetic process. Gene Ontology annotation, cellular component: cytoplasm; Cul4-RING E3 ubiquitin ligase complex. Gene Ontology annotation, molecular function: protein binding. The transcript has 7 exons. The record is from RefSeq and is a predicted model, not a curated record. Lineage: Eukaryota; Fungi; Mucoromycota; Mucoromycetes; Mucorales; Cunninghamellaceae.